Tachysurus vachellii is the source of this 2273-nucleotide messenger RNA. Its product is annotated as solute carrier family 13 member 2-like. Bases 91 to 1830 code for a protein of 579 amino acids. Gene Ontology annotation, cellular component: membrane. The record is from RefSeq and is a predicted model, not a curated record. Gene Ontology annotation, molecular function: transmembrane transporter activity. Gene Ontology annotation, biological process: monoatomic anion transmembrane transport. The transcript is spliced from 12 exons. Lineage: Eukaryota; Metazoa; Chordata; Actinopteri; Siluriformes; Bagridae.
GUCAUAAAAUGUGUCAUUUGACUAAACAAUAUUUUGAUCACAUUAAGGUGUUCUCUUUGUCUUGUACUCUUGUCUUGCUACACCUGGAUUAUGGCUAACAGCAUGAAAUGGCUGUGGGAAUACAGAAAGUAUGUGAUCAUCUUCAUGACCCCUUUUCUGAUCCUGCCUUUACCUCUUACUGUCAACACUUCGGAGGCUAAGUGUGGCUUUGUACUUAUCCUGAUGGCUGUGUACUGGUGUACAGAAUGUGUGCCACUGGCGGUAACUGCUCUUCUCCCUGUUUUCUUCUUCCCUAUGUUGCGCAUCAUGACGGCAAAACAGGUCUGUACCCAGUACUUCAGUGACAGCACCAUGCUGGGAGUCGGUGGAUUGACGGUGGCCAUAUCUGUAGAACACUGGAAUCUCCACAAACGUCUCGCCAUUGCCGUGCUUAUGGUAGUUGGGAUGAGGCCAGCGCUGUUGAUGCUGGGGUUCAUGAUCAUCACAGCCUUCAUCUCUAUGUGGAUCACUAACAUAGCCUCUACAGCUAUAAUGCUACCCAUCGUUCAUUCCAUGCUGGACCACCUCAUUAAGACCGAGGCAGAGGAGGAAGAAAGGGAGCAGUGUGGGGCCACUUUACAAGUGCACAAGAGCAAGGAUGGAUUUGGCAACAUAUCGGUGGAGCCAAGUCCUGAGGAACUGUUACAAGCUGAGCAGAGGAGGCUAAAGCGUGAGCAGAAGUAUCUGAGUUUCAAAAAAGGAAUGAGUUUGAGUGUUUGUUAUGCUGCCAGCAUUGGAGGCACAGCCACGCUCACCGGCUCUAUCCCCAAUCUCAUCCUCAAAGCCCAGAUUGACAAGAUAUUUCCAGAGAACGGAGAUGUGAUCAACUAUUCCUCCUGGUUUGGUUUUUUCUUCCCCAAUAUGGUGCUGAUGCUAAUCCUCUGUUGGCUAUUGCUGCAGUUCAUGUAUUUGGGCUUCAGGGUGAAAAACACAUUUGGUUGUGGAAUGACCAGAAGAAGCCAUGAUGAGCUGUAUCAGGUGAUGAGGCAUGAGCUCAGAAUGCUCGGCAGCAUGUGCUUUGCAGAGUACUGUGUGCUCAUUCUUUUCAUACUGCUGGUUCUGUUGUGGUUCACGAGGGAGCCAGGUUUCAUACCUGGUUGGGCCUCACUUCUCUUCAAUCAGGAAAAAAAGUUUGUGACAGAUAGCACAGUCUCCAUUUUAAUAACCUUUAUGUUUUUCAUAAUACCCUCCAAAUUUCCAAGAUGUUGGCAUGCUGGUUCUUUAGACAUAAGUGGUAGAAGUGAAGUGAAGAUUCCUGACACCCUGCUAGACUAUGAUGCAGUGGAAAAGCUGCUGCCCUGGAACAUCCUGCUGCUGUUGGGUGGAGCUAUGGCACUUGCUAAAGGCAGUGAGGUCUCCAACCUUUCCUUUUGGCUUGGACAAAAUCUCCUACCUCUGGGGAACAUCCCUCCCGUAGCUCUCUCCUUUGUGCUCUGCAUUAUAGUGACCAUGCUCACUGAAGUCUGCAACAAUGCUGUAGUCAGCACUGUUUUCCUGCCUAUUCUAGCCUCCAUGGCAAAUGCUCUUAAGAUACAUCCACUCUCCCUCAUGCUGCCCACCACCAUCAGCUCCUCAUUUGCCUUCAUGCUCCCAGUGGCCACACCACCCAAUGCCAUUACAUUUAACUACGCCAAUCUCAAAAUCAUGGACAUGGUAAAGCCUGGACUAGUACUGAACCUGCUGGGGGUAGUCUGCAUUAACUUCGCUACCCAAACCUGGGGAUCUGCAAUGUUCCGUUUGAACGAGUUCCCUGCAUGGGCUAAUAUCAGUACCGGGACAGAACUGAUCUGAACACUUCUUCCGACUUCUACCAGCCUAGCCGUGUGCACAGGAGAAGAACAACAUAGAAGAAUAGAAAAAUCCACUAAGUAGAACAACAUAGAAAGGACAAAUGAUCAAAGCUGUGAACUACAACCGGGAUGGAUUCCAAAGGUGGAAAAAGCACAAUUCUUCAGGUUUAAUAAGUUGAAGCCUAUUUUGUAGGAAGAAGGAUUUGGGAUUUGGGAAAGGAUUUUUAUGGCCAUUCAUUUCUUCACAUGCUACAUACUGUACCACACCAGCAUAUUAACACCACUAGCCUGUACCAUUUACACACAGAAGAAUACUGUAGCUCUGGAGACCAUUGGAGAUGCUUUUUCUUUAACUGAUUUAGCUGGUACUCAAAAUGAUCUUUAUAGAAUAUUAUAGUCUGUUAUAGACUAUUAGAAUAUCUGAAAUGAUAUUCUGCACUGCAA